AUGGACACUUCGCGCCGUGAAACUGAACAGGCUCGCACCACCAAUCGCCUCGCCCAAGUCCAACAACAGCUCACCUCCACCGGAACAUCCCACCAACAACAACCACCCGCCACCAUGGCCGCGCGCGACCCCAUUACAUGCCAUUGCCUUAAUACUUUGACCGGCACUCCGGCUGCGAACCUCCCCGUGACAUUGACCCUGCUGUCCACCCCGGCUUCUGCCAGCCCCGUCACCUACCACGCCAUCACCAAUGCCGAUGGCCGUGUAGGCAAGUGGACACCCACCGGCGCAUCCACUUCGGUUCCCGAGAUUCUGUCUGCACUACCCACCGCUGAUAGCAAGACCAACUGGUCGGUACGCUUCGAGGUUGGACCUUGGUAUGAAGCCCAAGGAAUUGAGAGCUUUUGGCCUGAGGUCGAGGUCAAAUUCACCGUCAAGGGUCGUGGCCGCGAGGGCGAGGAGGGCUGGCGCCAUUACCACGUUCCCGUACUGCUGGGCCCUUGGAACUAUUCUACAUAUCGGGGUUCUUAA
Messenger RNA from Penicillium manginii, 531 nucleotides. Its product is annotated as hydroxyisourate hydrolase. The transcript has a single exon. The coding region runs from base 1 to 531 and encodes 176 amino acids. The record is from RefSeq and is a predicted model, not a curated record. Gene Ontology annotation, biological process: purine nucleobase metabolic process. Gene Ontology annotation, molecular function: hydroxyisourate hydrolase activity. NCBI's taxonomy places the organism in Eukaryota, Fungi, Ascomycota, Eurotiomycetes, Eurotiales, Aspergillaceae.